Messenger RNA from Rotaria socialis, 684 nucleotides. NCBI's taxonomy places the organism in Eukaryota, Metazoa, Rotifera, Eurotatoria, Philodinida, Philodinidae. The record is from the annotation of a GenBank genome assembly.
AUGUCAAUCGUUACUGGUGAUUCGUUAGAAAAGUUCAACAUAGUCGUGAGUAAAUUGCCGUUAAAAUCAAAUGAAUUAACACGUCGAACGAACGAACUUAAACGAUUAUUAAUUAAUUGGCGUUAUAUUUUAGUUCCAAUCAAUAGUUUACUUGAAUGGGAACGUGAAUAUGAUCCAUUGAUUAUUUUUGGCAUCAUUACUUUUAUUUUUUUUUCUAUUCUUAAGAUAAAUCCAACUGUACUUACACUAGUUAGCUUUGUCAUGCUAAUAGUAGUAAUGAUUGAUCUAUUAGUAAUAAAUGGUGUUCAUAUCGUUUCUAAAUACGAGAGCUGGACACAAAGCAAAGAAACUAAAUACAAAAGAUUAUGUGAACGUAUUGCACAUCUUGAAACAUUCCUUAAGCAUAAAUGUGAAUCUGUUUUAAAAAUGCGUAAAGAACGACCAUCGAUGUAUUUAAUAGUUGGUAGUAUAUGUCUCCUAUUUUUUGCUUAUUGUUGCCAAAAUAUCGAUAAUCUUUUGCUUAGUUAUUUAGCAACUCUUGUCAUUUGCCUUACACCUGGUAUACAUAAUCGACAAUUAAUAUCAGUGAUUCAUCAGUAUAUAAUUGAUUUUUGGAACAAGAACAAAUUAAUUUCAUCGUUUAAAAAUGGAGAGCAAAGAACUGCAAGAACCACUUCGUCUUGA